GGGGACUGUAGGGAGUCCGGGAGAAGGGCCAUAUGGACGUUGCUGUGUUUCUUUUAAAUUCUUCAGCUUUAAGAAUGGGACGUAUCCGAGGAGUCAGAUCCAACAGUGACAGGUGUGUCUGGUGGCAAUAACGCAACCCCGCUCUGUAAAGGAUACUCUCUCCUCCCACAGCAUUGUGCACUGAGCACAGCUAUGUCCCUCUCUAUAUCAGAUCAACAACACCAAGGACCAGGUCACUGCAUCGUACUGAGGCUCCGAAACAUCACUCCAGGGAGUAAAGUGGACAACAAAAUAAUCCCACAGCUUCCACCAGAACAGCUGAGGAUUAGAGAGGGGCUCUGGGGACCCCCGCGGAUCCAGACAUCAGAGAAGACACAAUAAGAAGAGGCGUGCAACUACAGAACGGGAGACAAACAAGGGCCGCUUCUGGAGUGGGCUAUGGAUCCUUCCUCCGGCACUAAGAAGAAGGGGGAGAAGAUCGGCCAAGUUAAGGCACCGGCAGGAACUUCAGACAGGUCAGGGAAAAAAGUCAGUAUAAACAAUGAAGAAAAAGUCAAAUCACGUUCCUCUGAAGUACACCGUCCCAAGAUAAAUCUGAAACUGGGGACCUGCAAAGAGGAAGUGGAGACAGAAAUGGGCAAAGCACCACUAGACUCUGGAACUUUGAAUAUAUCAGCACCAAGCCCUGGAGUCAAGUUUGGUGUCCCACCAAGCCCUGGGGUGUUUGACCUACAGAGCCCUGUUGUUAUGAUUGGUGAAGAUGUCUUCCAGAUUAUAGAUGACUGUCCCCCUCCCCCAGCCCCUUUUGCUCAUCGCUUUGUGACUCUUCGGACCGAAAGCGUGUCAGAUAUGUAUGACCUAAACAUGGAUGACAUUCUUGGCGGGGGCCGUUUUGGAGAGGUCCACGUCUGCACAGAGAAGGCAACCGGUAUGCAACUUGUAGCUAAAAUUCUGAAAGGCCAGAAUGAACAAGACAGGGAAAUGGCUCUGAAUGAGAUAAAUGUAAUGAACCAGUUGGAUCACCUCAAUCUCAUCCAGAUGUUUGAUGCUAUCCAAACCCCUAAUGAGAUCAUCUUAUUGCUAGAAUAUGUGGGCGGAGGGGAGCUGUUUGAAAGGAUCAUUGAUGACAGUUAUCAGCUGAUGGAGGUGGAUGCUAUGGUGUUUGUGCGCCAAAUAUGUGAGGGCAUCUUCUACAUGCAUCAGAUGUAUGUGCUGCACCUAGACUUAAAGCCAGAAAACAUUGUAUGUGUGUCUCCCAUCAGCCAUAUGGUGAAGAUUAUAGACUUUGGCCUGGCUCGAAGGUACAAGCCACAGAACAAGCUGAAGGUCUCUUUCGGCACGCCAGAAUUCUUGUCUCCUGAAGUGAUUAAUUUCGAUCAUGUCUCUUUUCCGACAGACAUGUGGAGUGUCGGCGUCAUCACAUACAUGAUGGUCAGCGGUUUGUCCCCUUUCCUUGGAGAGAACGAUGCCGAAACCAUGAACAAUAUAUUGGUGGGUGACCCAGGAUUUGAAGAAGAACCCUUCGAACAGGUUUCAGAAGAAGCUAAAGAUUUUAUAUUGAAUCUGCUGGUCAGGGAGAAGAGUGGGAGGAUGGGUGCAGGUCAGUGCCUUAAACAUCCCUGGCUCAAUGACCUUGCAAGAAAGGCCAAACUUUGUAACCGACUAUUGAAGUCACAGAUUGAACUGCGCAAAUACAUGAUGAGGAGACGCUGGAAGAAGAACAUCUUUGCAGUGAAGGCAGCAAACAGGUUUCUGAAGACUGGGAGCUCCUCCUGUCUCACCUUACUAGCAAAAUAAAAAGCAACCGGGAAGUUUUGAUAUAUCUUUUUUUUUUUUAUAGCUAUAAUGACCCUUCUUUUAUCUUCUUGUACUUGCAGUAUUUUGGACUUGCCUCAAAAAGGUUUUGCAGUUUCAAAAUUCUGAAUUAUUAUUAUUACAUUUGUUCUUAAAAAAUACCUCUGAAAACCUACUGCUUUUCUCUUUGUUGGUUACCAGAUACCUUAAAACAUUUUCAGGGUUCAUACGGCUGGCACCUGUCUGUGCACCGCCACCAUGACACAGCAAAUCAACUAUUUAAGUCAACGCUAAAAGUAUUAGCAAGUGAAUGUGGUUUCAUAAUUCUGAAGACAUAACUUUAUGGUGAAUUCAAGCGGAUUGGCCCAGUCUUUAUUUGGUGAAUCAUGUAAGGGACUCAUCCUUAAAGGGCUUGAUCACAUAGAUGUACUUUGCUCUGACGUCUAGCUAGGAAUCAGUGAUGGGGAACCUCGGCACCCCAGAUGUUUCAGAACUACAUUUCCAAUGAUGCUCAACUACACUGCGGAGUGC
Rana temporaria (common frog) is the source of this 2325-nucleotide messenger RNA. RefSeq names its product myosin light chain kinase 2 (gene MYLK2). Gene Ontology annotation, biological process: protein phosphorylation; intracellular signal transduction; positive regulation of apoptotic process. Bases 439 to 1797 code for a protein of 452 amino acids. The record is from RefSeq and is a predicted model, not a curated record. Gene Ontology annotation, molecular function: protein serine/threonine kinase activity; ATP binding. Gene Ontology annotation, cellular component: nucleus; cytoplasm. Lineage: Eukaryota; Metazoa; Chordata; Amphibia; Anura; Ranidae. The transcript has 12 exons.